AUGCUCUUGCUGAGCACUUGCAGAACAUUCUGUGUGAGAUGUAAUCACCUCAAACCUGUUUUACUUCACUGUCACGAUGAAGGUGGCUUUUUUUCCCCCUUUUUUUUCAGAUAUGAUACCCAUGAACCAAACCUGUUGGUGGCCAGAGAGAAACACCUGAGGAGGCACAUAGAUGAUCGGCUUAACUACGAGGCCAGACCGCAUGUUCAAACAACUGCGCCCUGGAAAGCACCGAUCAUGUGGGAGGGGAUGUUUGACGUACAUUUUUAUGACAAGCUGCACAUCCAACUCCGGUCGUCUGUGGCCCUCACUGUGUUUGCUGUGGGCAGGUACCUGGAUGUCUACUGCAAGAAUUUCCUUACCUCAGCAGAAAAACACUUUAUGUUGGGAUUACCAGUGACAUAUUACGUGUUUACGGAUUCACCAAAGCAGGUACCGACAAUCAAGCUUGGUCCCGAGCGAAGCCUCAAGGUUAUCCAGGUGGAAAGGUACACCAGGUGGCAGGACAUCUCUAUGAUGCGCAUGAGGAUGAUAUCAGAAAUCAUAGAGUCGGAGAUCGCUCACAGCUUCACCUACGUCUUCUGCUUCGAUGUGGAUCAAGUGUUUAAAGGGAGGUUCGGCUCGGAGGCUUUGGGGGAUUCUGUGGCUUUGCUCCACGCUCAUUAUUACAAAAAACCAUCGCACAUGUUCACCUAUGACAAAAACCCCAAAUCCCAAGCCUUCAUGGCAACUGGAGAUUUCUACUACCAUGCCGCCAUCUUUGGAGGAUCGUGGAAAAAUGUCAAGAAUCUGACAGAUGCCUGCUACCUGAGCAUCACACAGGACAAAUCGAAUGAUGUUGAGGCUCUGUGGCAUGAUGAAAGUCACCUGAACAAGUACUUUUGGUUGAACAAACCCAGCAAGCUGCUCUCCCCCGAGUACUGCUGGGACUGGCAGAUUGCUGACAUGAGCGACAUACGCCUCGUCCGCUUGGAAUGGGCGCCAAAACAUUACGACACACUCAGAACUGAAUAACUGUGACAAGAUGAGUCACUCUGACUUGAAACUUUGACCUUUGACCAUCAGAUUCUAAUCAGGUCAUUAGUGAAUGUUGGUAAAUUAGUGAACAAUCUUGCCAGAUGUAAUAACAUUUCCUCAUCUUGACAUUCACAAAAUGUGAGAUCACAAAAUCGAACCAGUUCUUUUUCGAAUCCAAGAAUUCGUUUGUGCCAAAUUUGAAAAAAACAACAACC
Paralichthys olivaceus (Japanese flounder) is the source of this 1232-nucleotide messenger RNA. RefSeq names its product N-acetyllactosaminide alpha-1,3-galactosyltransferase-like. The record is from RefSeq and is a predicted model, not a curated record. Gene Ontology annotation, biological process: carbohydrate metabolic process. Gene Ontology annotation, molecular function: hexosyltransferase activity. Gene Ontology annotation, cellular component: membrane; vesicle; Golgi apparatus. NCBI's taxonomy places the organism in Eukaryota, Metazoa, Chordata, Actinopteri, Pleuronectiformes, Paralichthyidae.